Brachypodium distachyon (stiff brome) is the source of this 1772-nucleotide messenger RNA. Its product is annotated as AP2/ERF and B3 domain-containing transcription factor ARF14-like. Bases 941 to 1429 code for a protein of 162 amino acids. Gene Ontology annotation, molecular function: DNA binding; DNA-binding transcription factor activity. Gene Ontology annotation, biological process: regulation of DNA-templated transcription. NCBI's taxonomy places the organism in Eukaryota, Viridiplantae, Streptophyta, Magnoliopsida, Poales, Poaceae. The record is from RefSeq and is a predicted model, not a curated record. The transcript has 5 exons.
CCGGACUUCUGGAGCACCGAGCCGUUCUUGUCUGUCUUGAUUUGAUUUUGGGGGUUGGUUUCAUCUAAAACCAUGCUGCAACUCAUGUGUCAGUCUACAAUUUUGAUGAAUUCCCAUAAAAUUGUUGAAUUCAUUGAACUACUCUAUCCCUAAUAAUAAAGAAAGUAAGGUUUCCGUCAUUGGUUUCGUACCUCACGAAAAUUUGCAUUGGCGAGCGAGUACGAACGUCGGGCGAAGGACUCCUGUUUUUCUGGGCCAAGCCAGCACGAUCGGAGUCCAAGCCGACUACUAUUUUCUGGGCCAAGCGAGCUUCCCACGUCCGCCUACGUCGGCCUGGUAGCCUGCAUCCUGCUUCAGGGCCCAAACCAAGCUCAUCAACAAUUCUUAAUUUCCUAAUCUACACGGAUACAAAUACUAAUCCGUAUGUGUAUAUACGGCACAAAUCUACCUUUUAACUCCUGAUGUCUCCAACUACAAGACCAUGGGCUGCUGUCAGCUGACCACUAGGUAGGAUAUAAAGGACCAGGGUCUACAGGCUGCAGCUCAACGACAACACACACAUUAAUAUUUGAAUGAUUGAUCAAGCUUCAUUAGUACCUCACGCGGUCACGCCAAAGAACAAUAUCACCAAGGCCAUUGAUGCAAGUGGUGCUCUAACGAAGUCAAUUUAUGCCCAUUUGUUUGACUGGAUUGUCGAGCAAAUUACUGCUCGCUUGGAAUGGGAAGACAACGUACACGAAGAUUAGGCACAUGGAGUCCCUUCCUUCGGAAUCAGACCAUAGGCACAUGGACUCUCUCCCUUCAAGUUACAGGCUGAAGAUAUAUUAUUCUUCUCUCCUUGGAUAUAUGUCAAGAGCUUUCUGUUCUAUUUCCUUUCUCUUUUUACUAAUCCGAAAAUCUAUUAUUUUGCUUGUAGAUCCGGAGGGUAGGGUAGAUCAGCAUGUCAUACCCACUCAGAGGUGAUCAUUUGCGCAGGUACAUCUAUCUUGGGUUGUUUGAUAGUGAAAUUGAAGCAGCAAGAGCAUAUGACAGGGCAGCUGUUCGCUUCAAUGGAAGGGAAGCUGUUACUCAUUUUGACUCCACUUCCUAUGAUAGAGAUGUUCUACCUGAGACUGAGAAUGAGGAUUCCUUUGAUAGUGACCUGGUCACCGGAGCAUUUGAUUGCAGAAAUGAUGACCAAAUGACACUUUCAGAGUUCAAACUUCAGAGAUAUGGUCAUGGUUCUGAAAGAGCUCAUUUUAAAGACCUUGAUGCUCGGUUGCCGGUGGGAGGGAGGUCCUCGGAACGCCGGUGCACGGGUCGUGGAGGGGAUGUACGUUCGCAGUCUGGAGUGUGCCAUCAGCGUCCUGUCAGCCAUCUACGGUGGCAACGACGGUGGUCGUGGCGCUGCAGGAGGUCGGCCGCCUCGGCCUGGGAUGGCCUCGUGUGAGGGAUUUGGAGGAAGAAAAAAAAAGUCACAAUUUUGCAAUUUACCCCCUUCCAUAUUAUUAAUUUUGGGUGUCUUUCUAAAUAAAUCGAAUCGUUUUCGUCCACGUCAGCAUCGAAAUAUAUGAAUUCGUAGUUUUCACCUCGCGCGCUCAUACGUGUCAAGUUGUAACACUCGAAUUUAGCAUUUUGCAAGUACGAUGACUAAUCUGCACAUGCGUGCCAAGUUAAUAGACUGACGGUGCAUUUACCUCUUUAACUAACGUAUUGUUUGCCAUCUUUGUAUUAGACAUAGAUCACUUCUAUAUUAACCUUAGUACUAAUUGGGAUUUCAUUAUUCCUUGAAA